This is a messenger RNA of Amphimedon queenslandica, 337 nucleotides long. Its product is annotated as serine/threonine-protein phosphatase 4 regulatory subunit 1-like. The record is from RefSeq and is a predicted model, not a curated record. The transcript is spliced from 3 exons. Lineage: Eukaryota; Metazoa; Porifera; Demospongiae; Haplosclerida; Niphatidae. The coding region runs from base 25 to 312 and encodes 95 amino acids.
AGUUUGGUGUCCCAGUUGUGUCCGAUGGUGAGGAAGUGUCUCGGGAAAGAAGAAACCUACGACCUUAGAAUGGACACUGUAAUGUUAAUUGGUCGAGUAGCGUCAUUUCUCGGUCAAGAGGUCUGUGUGUCUGAGUUUGUUCCACAGUUACCAGCUUUAGCAUCUGAUGCCAUGUUCCAUGUGAGAAAGUCCUUUGCUAUAUGCUGUAAAGACUUGUGUUCAGUAAUAGGGCCAGCAUCAACUGAGGAAGUUAUUGUGAGUAUAUUUUAUAGAGUUUAUAUGUACAAGUAUAUUUGGUUUGUACAUGAGUAGUACAGUCCAUGUAUUAAAUAGAAUA